AUGAGGACGACAACGCUUAUGUCCGCCACACCGAGGGCCGUCAAGCCCCCUAGGAGGAACGACGACCGCGUCAUCCUGCAUUUUGACUACGACUGCUUCUACGCCAGCGUCUUCGAGAACGAGAACCCAUCCCUCAAAUCGCAGCCCCUGGGCAUCAAGCAGAAGAGCAUCCUCGCGACAUGCAACUACGUGGCGCGGGCGCGCGGCGUCCGCAAAUUAAUGCUGAUCUCGGACGCCUUAACCAAAUGUCCCGACCUCGUGCUCAUGAACGGCGAGGACCUGACGCGCUUCCGCGACGCCUCCAAAAAGCUGUGGUCCUUCCUGCGGGCGCACUCCUGGAACGACCGCAUCGAGCGCCUGGGCCUCGACGAGGUCUGGAUGGACGUCACCGAUGUCGUCGCCUACAACCGCGAGAUGCUCAAUCCGCACGCGCUGGAGGGCUCGUUCUUCCAGCUGGACCGCCGGGAUCCGGAGAAGGGGUUUGCGUUUGAUGGGACGCGGUUCUCGGGGUGUGUGCAACCACCGCCUCCCGCUGGUGCGGUGAAAACUGUAGAUAUGGAUGAUCCGCUCUGCGUGCGACUGAUGCUGGCAUCCCAUCUAGCAGGCUAUCUGCGCCACAAGCUCGAUGAGGACUUCGGAUACACGUCGAGCGGCGGGAUCUCGACGAACAAGGUGCUCGCCAAGCUGGCCGGCUGCGUGAACAAGCCCAACGGGCAGACAACGCUGCUCAGUAGCACGGCAGGGGACGUAGACGCCGUGCAGGACUUCAUGGACUCCCACACCCUCCGCAAAGUCCCCGGUAUCGGCUCGCGCAUCGCACACCUAGUCCAAGAGCACAUGGAAGCCUUCCCCUCAGCCGCAACACCUGACGCCUCUGCCAAAGAAGGCGAUCCCACCGUCCGCACCAUCCGCCAGUAUUCAUCCCUCACCCCGGAGCUCCUCGAGCAGAUCCUAACCCGCCGGCCCGGCGCCGAGCGCGGCAGCGGCGAGAAGCUCUGGAACUUGUUGCACGGCGUGGACCUGUCCGAGGUCAAGCAGGCCACCGACGUGCCGACGCAGAUUAGCAUCGAGGACACGUACAUGACGCGGCCGCUGCAGACGCCGGCCGAGCUGGGACGCGAGCUGCGCGCUCUGGCGGCUUCGCUCGUGCGGCGGAUGCGCGUUGACCUCGUGGAGGCUGAUCCGAAUGCAGCAGCUAUGAAUGGCUCCAAUACCGACAGUCAGGUUGCUGAAAAGCAACAGCGCUGGCUCGCGUACCCGAAGACGUUGCGUUUGUCUACGCGGACGCGCUCAAAACCAGAUUCCACUCCUAUCCCUACUUCUGCUACCUCCUCCACCGCCACCCACACCCACACCACCACCCGCGACAACGCAGCCUUCUCCCGCACCUCCCGCAGCCAGCCCCUCCCCACCUUCAUUUUCAGCCUACACGACGACAUCGCCGCGCUGGCCGAGCGUCUGGUAUCCGAAGCCCUGCUCCCGCUCUUCCGCCGCCUGCACACCAACCAACAAAACGGAUGGAACCUUGCCUUGAUCAAUAUCUGCGUCACGAACAUGGUGGUGGUUGCUACGGAUGCGGAAGAUGGGAGGGGUGGUGGUGGAAGUAGUGGUGGGAAAGGGGGAGGUAGGGAUAUCAGCCGCAUGUUCAAGACCCAGGAGGACAAGCUGAGGGAGUUCACUGUUUAUGAUACCUCAUCGGGCGUAUCUGAGGCUGUACCGGGACCUCCCCCGGUACCUGUACACGAAAGCAAGUCCGAGCCUGCAGUGGUGCCCACAUGGCACUCUGAUACCGCCCGUCAUGGAACAGCAUACGACAACGACAACAACACAAAAUUCACGGCCAACUCCGGAACACCAGAACGCCUCGCGGAUAGAGUGGCAGACGAGACGGAGAUGGCAGAUGCCGUGCCGAGGCCAAUGGCCAACGAGCAGCCGCCAACCCCUAUGCUGUUAGACAACGAGGCCGACACAGAUGCAUGGGACGACAACGACGAAGGGGAAGACGACUCGCAGCGCUGUCCACAAUGCGGCCACGCAAUCCCCGUCUUUGCCAUGGCGGCACACAAGAGGUUCCAUGGCCUGGGCGACUGA
Anthostomella pinea is the source of this 2091-nucleotide messenger RNA. NCBI's taxonomy places the organism in Eukaryota, Fungi, Ascomycota, Sordariomycetes, Xylariales, Xylariaceae. The record is from the annotation of a GenBank genome assembly.